Choloepus didactylus (southern two-toed sloth) is the source of this 2521-nucleotide messenger RNA. RefSeq names its product RELA proto-oncogene, NF-kB subunit (gene RELA). The coding region runs from base 120 to 1733 and encodes 537 amino acids. Gene Ontology annotation, biological process: response to cytokine; inflammatory response; innate immune response. Gene Ontology annotation, molecular function: DNA-binding transcription factor activity, RNA polymerase II-specific; RNA polymerase II cis-regulatory region sequence-specific DNA binding. Gene Ontology annotation, cellular component: cytoplasm. The transcript is spliced from 11 exons. The record is from RefSeq and is a predicted model, not a curated record. NCBI's taxonomy places the organism in Eukaryota, Metazoa, Chordata, Mammalia, Pilosa, Megalonychidae.
CCGGGCAGUGACGCGACGGCGGGCGCGCGCGGCGCAUUUCCGCCUCUGGCGAAUGGCUCGGCUGUAGCGCGCGCCGCGGGCCCAGCUGCGACCCCGGCCCCGCCCCCGGGACCCCGGCCAUGGACGACCUGUUCCCCCUCAUCUUCCCCUCAGAGCCGGCCCAGGCCUCUGGCCCCUACGUGGAGAUCAUUGAGCAGCCCAAGCAGCGGGGCAUGCGCUUCCGCUACAAGUGCGAGGGCCGCUCAGCAGGCAGUAUCCCAGGCGAGAGGAGCACAGACACCACCAAGACGCAUCCCACCAUCAAGAUCAAUGGCUACACAGGGCCAGGGACUGUUCGCAUCUCCCUGGUUACCAAGGACCCCCCUCACCGGCCUCACCCCCACGAGCUUGUGGGAAAGGACUGCAGGGAUGGCUUCUAUGAAGCUGAGCUCUGCCCAGACCGCUGCAUCCACAGCUUCCAGAACCUGGGGAUCCAGUGUGUGAAGAAACGGGACCUGGAGCAGGCUAUCACCCAGCGUAUCCAGACCAACAAUAACCCCUUCCAAGUUCCCAUAGAAGAGCAGCGUGGGGACUACGACCUGAACGCUGUGCGGCUCUGCUUCCAGGUGACAGUGCGGGACCCAGCAGGCAGGCCCCUCCGCCUGCCGCCCGUCCUCUCUCAUCCCAUCUUUGACAACCGUGCCCCCAACACUGCCGAGCUCAAGAUCUGCCGAGUGAACCGAAACUCUGGGAGCUGCCUCGGAGGGGAUGAGAUCUUCCUGCUGUGUGACAAGGUGCAGAAAGAGGACAUUGAGGUGUGUUUCACGGGACCCGGCUGGGAGGCCCGAGGCUCCUUUUCCCAAGCUGAUGUGCACCGGCAAGUGGCCAUCGUGUUCCGGACACCUCCCUAUGCUGACCCCGGCCUGCAGGCCCCCGUGCGCGUCUCCAUGCAGCUGCGGCGGCCUUCCGACCGGGAGCUCAGCGAGCCCAUGGAAUUCCAGUACUUGCCAGACACAGAUGAUCGUCACCGGAUUGAGGAGAAACGCAAGAGGACAUAUGAAACCUUCAAGAGCAUCAUGAAAAAGAGUCCUUUCAAUGGCCCCACUGAUCCCCGGCCUCCACCCCGUCGCAUUGCUGUGCCUUCUCGCAGUUCAGCUUCCAUCUCCAAGCCAGUCCCCCAGCCCUACCCCUUUACGCCACCCCUCAGCACCAUCAACAUUGAGGAGUUUUCCCCCAUGGUCUUCCCUUCCGGGCAGAUCCCAAACCAAGCCCCUGCCCAAGUCCUGCCCCCGGCCCUGGCCCCAGCCCCAGCCCCUGCCCCAGCCAUCGCACCAGCUCUGCCCCAGGCCCCAGUGCUGCUCCCGCCUGCCCCCAAGGCCACCCAGGCUGGGGAAGGGACACUGACGGAGGCCCUGCUGCAGCUGCAGUUCGAUACUGAUGAAGACCUGGGGGCCCUGCUCGGCAACAACACAGACCCAGCCGUGUUCACGGACCUGGCAUCCGUCGACAACUCUGAGUUUCAGCAGUUGCUGAACCAGGGUAUGUCCAUGGCCCCCCACACAGCUGAGCCCAUGCUGAUGGAGUACCCUGAGGCUAUAACCCGCCUGGUGACAGGGUCGCAGAGGCCCCCUGACCCAGCUCCCAACCCCAUGGGAGCCUCGGGGCUCCCCAACGGCCUCCUCUCAGGGGAUGAAGACUUCUCUUCCAUUGCGGACAUGGACUUCUCAGCUCUUCUCAGUCAGAUCAGCUCCUAAGGGCUGGGGGGUGGUGACACCUGCCUUGCCCAGAGCACUGGGGCUGCAGGGGAUUGAACCCCUCCCAUAGCACUUAUGGAUUCCAGGGGUGCCCCACCUUCUUUAGGUGAUGUCGUCCUCAAAAGAGGAGCACAUUUUAUUCAUUUAUUGGCAGUAUCUGUAUCUUUCUUUUCGGAGGUGCUUAAGCAGAAGCAUUAACUUCUCUGGAGAGGGGGGAGCUGGGAGGCUCAAACUCUUUCUUCCUUGACCCUGAUGUUCAGCUCCCUUUUCUCAGUAAGGAACUCUGGGGGCUCCCCUCCCUACCCUCCAGCUUCUAGUACUCUCCUAGAAAGAAGGACAGGCUGGAGCUAUGGCCUUUGGGGCCACUAAGCCUUAUUAUCAAGUGUCUUCCUCCAAUCAUGAAUCCAUUUACACCUCGAGCCAAAAUAAUGCUCCUGUUACCAGCCCCUCUGUGACCCUGGCAUUGUCCUUGUGCCUACCACCAGCAUUUGAGAGGCUGCUCUUCCUGCCCUGCAGAGGUCCCUGCCAGCUCUGUUGUUCACCUGCAGCUGAAGGGAGCUUGUAGGACAGCACUGGCCCUCUCCAGGAUCCAGAGGAGCUUUGGUCUGAGAUUUCCCUGUUCCCACUUUUCUCAAGUGCCUUAGUAGUGGGACAAGUAGUUUGGAGAAUGGGGGGAGGGCAGGCUGAUAGCUGUCCCGUCAAGAGGCACGGUUUUUACUGAAGCAUCAAAACAGUUGGACUCUUGCUCUUUAUACUCUGAACUAAUAAAUGUGUUGCCAAGCUGGCCA